Thlaspi arvense is the source of this 1688-nucleotide messenger RNA. The record is from the annotation of a GenBank genome assembly. NCBI's taxonomy places the organism in Eukaryota, Viridiplantae, Streptophyta, Magnoliopsida, Brassicales, Brassicaceae.
AUGAAAACUUCUCAAAAGAGAGGACGCAAACACAAGAGACAAGAUGCUUCAUCGGCGGAAAACGCCGGCGGCGAAGUUAAGGAAGGCUCGGUUACACAGCUGAACGAAUCGGCGUCGCCUCAGUCUCCUGAGCCCGCAUCAGCUUCCGAAACCAACCCGUCUCCGUCGCGACGCAACCCAUUGUUGACAGUUACUGAUGAUGAGUUUUGGGAAGGAGUGACUCCUGUAGAGUUUGGAGAUUUACCUGCUUUGCACAACGAUGUAACUGUUGUUGGUUACCCAAUUGGUGGCGAUACAAUCUCUGUAACAAGCGGUGUUGUUUCAAGGAUGGAGAUUUUGUCCUACGUACAUGGCUCUACAGAGCUUUUGGGCUUGCAGAUAGAUGCAGCUAUUAACUCUGGUAAUUCUGGUGGACCUGCAUUUAACGACAAGGGAAAAUGUGUCGGCAUUGCCUUUCAGUCCUUGAAACACGAAGAUGCUGAGAACAUCGGUUAUGUCAUCCCUACGCCUGUGAUUGUACAUUUCAUUCAAGAUUAUGAGAAGCAUGAUAAAUACACAGGUUUUCCUGUUAUUGGGAUUGAAUGGCAGAAGAUGGAGAAUCCAGACUUGCGUAAGAAAAUGGGAAUGGAGUCUCAUCAAAAAGGGGUGAGGAUAAGAAGAAUUGAGCCAACCGCACCGGAAUCACAGGUUUUGAAGCCAUCAGAUAUUAUCCUUAGCUUUGAUGGAGUUAACAUUGCUAAUGAUGGAACUGUUCCAUUUAGACACGGCGAGCGAAUUGGCUUUAGCUAUCUUAUAUCUCAAAAAUACACUGGAGAUUCUGCUCUUGUGAAGGUUCUGCGUAACAAAGAGAUAUUCGAGUUCAACAUAAAACUUGCAAUCCACAAGAAGCUGAUCCCUGCACACAUUAGUGGCAAACCACCUUCUUACUUCAUCGUUGCUGGCUUUGUAUUUACAACUGUCUCUGUUCCAUAUCUUCGAUCUGAGUAUGGAAAAGAAUACGAAUUUGAUGCACCUGUCAAGCUUUUGGAUAAACAUCUUCAUGCAAUGGCUCAAUCCGUGGACGAGCAGCUUGUUGUAGUUUCACAGGUUCUGGUUUCUGACAUUAACAUUGGUUAUGAGGAUAUUGUCAAUACCCAGGUUCUUGCAUUCAAUGGCAAACCUGUGAAAAACUUGAAAGGUUUGGUUCAAAUGGUGGAGAAUUGUGACGAUGAAUACAUGGAGUUUAAUCUUGAUUAUGAUCAGAUUGUUGUUCUGCAAACUAAGACAGCAAAAGAGGCAACUUUAGAUAUUCUGACGACACAUUGCAUACCUUCUGCUAUGUCUGAUGAUCUCAAGACUUGAAACAGUCGCAGCCAAACAGACAUGGAAGGUCAGAGUGAGAGAGAGAGAAAAUGAGAGUGAGAUUUUGCUUCAUGGAAGGACAUCACAUAAGCAAAUACAGCUUCGAAAGACAAAAAGAGCUUCGAAAGCUCGACCAUAUCUUUUAUCUUCUUUGAUUCUUACUCUGUUACAAUUUUGUACUUGGAAAAAUAUGCAGGACAAAACACGAAGCAAGACAAGAAAAUUCUGAUAAGAAGCGUUGUGUCUCUGAUUUCUGUUUUACAACUUCUACUACUUUUUAAAAAUGCAUUCUAUACUCGUUCAGUAUUUUUCUUUUCUGGUAAAGAGACUGAAAGUUCUAUGAUCUA